Cladocopium goreaui is the source of this 729-nucleotide messenger RNA. The record is from the annotation of a GenBank genome assembly. NCBI's taxonomy places the organism in Eukaryota, Dinophyceae, Suessiales, Symbiodiniaceae.
AUGUGGCUCCUGUCAGGCUUCAAACUCAUGCGGGGUUACUACGUGGGUUCGGUCUUGGGAGUGCCUCGGCUCGGCAUUCCCUGUAUCAAGAUGCAGGCAAGGGGAGCACCAGAUUGCACAGAAGGCACUAUUAAUCACUACAGCAUGGCAUUGCUUCCAGCAUUUCCAGAAGAAGACCUUGAGGAACUUGACCUCCAGAAAGAUACCGGCUUUGUGCGCGGAAUCAGCGACGGUACCACAGAUGAAGGUCUUCCACCGCUUGAAGAUUUGGAAGACUUCGAGGAAGACGAAGAGUAUGAAGAACCCGAGCGAGGCUUGGCGAUUCGCCCUUCACGCAUGGGGCUCAAGAAUGUGCCAGGCAUGGAGGACGUGGUGGUCAAGACUCUCCCCAAUCCAAAGCUAUCACUCAAGGAGAGAAUGUGCUUGAAGCAUCUUGAGAAGCAGGAGGUGUCCAAGUUCCCUGCCCGCACUUGGGCAGUGACCCCUGAGAGCCGGGAAGCUUUGAAACCGCCAAGCGUAGAAGAUCAGCACGAGCAACGCUCAGUCGAGUUCCACCCCAUGGUGACUUGCCACCUCUUUCGUUCCUGAGACGUUUCAGUGACGGAGGUUCUGUGGACCCGGCAGGCCAGACGGUACAAACCCAGGCCAUAUGGGCUCAAUUCCAGAAAGCCCAAGCUGAAUCAGCCCACCCCCCUUUUUUGGUUCUGUUGUAGUGGCCAUGGACUUGGC